CUCCACAUGUGACUACAGUGUCCAUUUUUAGAGGAAGUGCGGCACACUCGGUCACGGUGUGUUCUUGCCCUUUCGUUGGGAUUAGAGAUGUAAAAUAAUAAUAAUUCAACCGUUAAUGCGUUUUUUUGUUUGUUUGUUACAUAUAUCUUCACAGGUUUAUUUCAUCUCAUUAUUGUUCGGAUUUUUCCCCCUUUAUUUUUCGUGUGGACAUUUUGAGAAAAAUACUUUUUUGUAUUUCUAAACUUUUCUUUCUAAAAUGUCAAAGUUUGCUCGCGUAUUUUUGUAGUCCACCUUCGUCUAUGGAAUCAUCUUGGGGAUAUUAGAAAUAGCCUAACGGACAUGGAGGAGUUUAUCAACUUUUCCCACACAAGGUGCCUUUUGUUCGUGAAUAAGGCAGCGUGCUUUUGGAAGACUAGACCAUGAGGGAACCCAUCGAGCGCACAACUGUCGAUUAGGCGACUGGUUGCUUGAGAGCGUCAAAAUAAAAUGAACGAUGCAGCCGUGUAUACGAUGUAAAAUACAACAACGAUCAACCGGAGGACUGUUUGAAUAGGCAGCGGGAGUCUGGAGAAGAGAAGAAGAGUGGCAGAAGCUAUUAAAGAAGACAUUCCGUGACAGCAGCAGAUCCCGACACAGCUUCAUCACAGAAUGAGGAUGAAAUACACAAUCUCCCUUGUCUUCAUUGUGGCACUGGUCAUCAUUGAGAAGGAAAACAACAUUAUCUCACGGGUUUCAGACAAGCUCACCCCAAAGCAGACCCCCCAGACACCCCUUCAGCCCAGUAACUCUGCCUCAGCCCUGGGUCUCCUGAAGUUGAAUGGCUCCUCCUUCUCUACCCUGAGCAAGCUGGACCCUGUCUUCACCCUCAUGAAGAGACGCCUGGAGAACUACACCGAGCAGAGGUCAGAGGUCAUAGGGUCAGCUGGAAACAGAAAGCACAUCCUCCUAUUGGCCACCACGCGGACAGGCUCUUCCUUCGUGGGCGAGUUCUUCAACCAGCAGGGAGACAACAUGUUCUACCUGUUCGAGCCGCUGUGGCACGUGGAGAGGUCGCUGACAUUAGAGAGCGGCGGGACCAACGCCACAGCCGCCGCCCGGGCCUACCGGGAAGUCCUCCAGGGGCUCUUCCUGUGUGACUUCACCCCUCUGGAGAGCUUUAUUGACCCACUUCCUGUAGACCACGUCACCUCAGCCCUGUUCAGGAGAGAAUCUAGCAGCUCUCUCUGUGAGGAGUCCGUCUGUAGCCCGUUCGUUAAGAAAGUCUUUGAACGCUACCAUUGCCGGACCAGGAAGUGUGGUCCCCUCAACCUGACCAUGGCGUCCGAGUCAUGCCAGCAGAAGGAGCACAGGACCAUUAAAUCCGUCCGGGUGCGCCAGCUGGAGACCCUGAGACCCCUCGCCGAGGAUCCUCGUCUGGAUAUCAAGUUCAUCCAGCUGGUGAGGGACCCCAGGGCGGUUCUGGCCUCCCGCAUGGUGGCCUUCUCCGCCAAGUACAACAACUGGAAGAAGUGGGCGGUGGACGGAGAUGUGCCCAUUGACGACGACGAGGUGAGGAAGCUGAAAGGCAACUGCGACAACAUCAGGAUGUCUGCGGAGGUCGGCCUGAGGCAGCCGUCUUGGCUGAGGCGGAGGUACAUGCUAGUACGGUACGAGGAUAUCGCUAGAUUCCCUAUGAGGAAGGCAGCGGAGAUGUACAAGUUCACCGGGAUCCCGUUCACUCCUCAGGUGAAAGACUGGGUGUUAAAGAACACCCAGGCUUCCAAUGAAGCUAGUGGAGUGUAUUCAACACAGAAGAACUCCUCCGAGCAAGUGGAGAAAUGGAGGUUCAGCAUACCGUACAAACUAGCCCAGGUGGUGCAGAGGGUUUGUGGACCCACGAUGAAACUGUUUGGGUACAAGUUUGUGAACAGUGAGGCGAUGCUGACGGACAAGUCUAUCAGUUUGAUCGAAGAAAAGAUUUUCAUACAAAACUUUUUAUAGACAUUUUACGGUAACUCUGAACUCUGCUCAUCAGACAAAGUGGACCAACAGAUACGAUUAUGAAGUGAUAGUUGUGAGGAUAUUUAUUGGGGACUGUACUAGUAUACAACAGAGUAAUGUAUGAGACACUUUAUAGAUACAUAUUAAAUUAUGACAUGUUACACUCCAGGGUGUAGAAGGAAAUACACAUUUUUGUGUGUAAUAAAAAGGAACGAAUACAAAAACGAGUACUACCUUUUAACUUUUUACAGGGACAUUUAACAAAAGAAACCUCUUGGUACAUGAGUACUACAUGGUAGAAAACCCUUGUUACAUGAGUACUACAUGGUAGAAAUCCCUUGUUACAUGAGUACUACAUGGUAGAAAACCCCUUGUUACAUGAGUACUACAUGGUAGAAAAUCCCUUGUUACAUGAGUACUACAUGGUAGAAAACCCCUUGUUACAUGAGUACUACAUGGUAGAAAUCCCUUGUUACAUGAGUACUACAUGGUAGAAAACCCUUGUUAUAUGAGUACUAAGUGGUAGAAAUCCCUUGUUAUAUGAGUACUGCAUGGUAGAAAUCCCUUGUAACAUGAGUACUACAUGGUAGAAAUCCCUUGUUACAUGAGUACUACAUGGUUGAAAACCCUUGUUAUAUGAGUACUACGUGGUAGAAAUCCCUUGUUACAUGAGUACUACAUGGUAGAAAACCCCUUGUUACAUGAGUACUACAUGGUAGAAAUCCCUUGUUACAUGAGUACUACAUGGUAGAAAUCCCUUGUUACAUGAGUACUACAUGGUAGAAAACCCCUUGUUACAUGAGUGCUACAUGGUAGAAAUCCCUUGUUAUAUGAGUACUACAUGGUAGAAAUCCCUUGUUACAUGAGUACUACAUGUUAGAAAACCCUUGUUAUAUGAGUACUACAUGGUAGAAAUCCCUUGUUACAUGAGUAUUACAUGGUAGAACUCCCUUGUUAUAUGAGUGCUACAUGGUAGAAAUCCCUUGUUAUAUGAGUACUACAUGGUAGAAAUCCCUUGUUACAUGAGUACUACAUGGUAGAAAUCCCUUGUUACAUGAGUACUACAUGGUAGAAAACACUUGUUACAUGAGUACUACAUGGUAGAAAUCCCUUGUUACAUGAGUACUACAUGGUAGAAAAAAACACUUGUUAUAUGAGUACUACAUGGUAGAAAUCCCUUGUUACAUGAGUACUACAUGGUAGAAAACACUUGUUAUAUGAGUACUACAUGGUAGAAAACCCUUGUUAUAUGAGUACUACAUGGUAGAAAUCCCUUGUUACAUGAGUACUACAUGGUAGAAAACACUUGUUAUAUGAGUACUACAUGGUAGAAAUCCCUUGUUACAUGAGUACUACAUGGUAGAAA
This is a messenger RNA of Oncorhynchus tshawytscha (Chinook salmon), 3346 nucleotides long. Its product is annotated as carbohydrate sulfotransferase 3. Gene Ontology annotation, biological process: carbohydrate metabolic process; N-acetylglucosamine metabolic process. Gene Ontology annotation, cellular component: Golgi membrane. The record is from RefSeq and is a predicted model, not a curated record. The coding region runs from base 649 to 1980 and encodes 443 amino acids. Lineage: Eukaryota; Metazoa; Chordata; Actinopteri; Salmoniformes; Salmonidae. The transcript has 4 exons. Gene Ontology annotation, molecular function: chondroitin 6-sulfotransferase activity; N-acetylglucosamine 6-O-sulfotransferase activity.